AUGGCCUACCUGACUAUGACACCCGAUGAUAUUCAGGGUGACUACACAUGCGCUAUACGAGUCGAAGACUAUCGAUUGAGCACUAAAAAGGCCGAAUACAAGGUCGUAGUACAGCUUUCCUUCUACUCAUCGCGCGCACAUGCUACAGGUCACACGAGUUGGCACAUUUGGCGCAGUUUCUCAGCUUUUCGUAAGCUUGAUGAGCAGUUACGCAAGCGCAAUGCGACACUUAUGAAGGGUGUCAAGUUCCCCCCGCUUUACCGACGCAAAGCGCUCUUCCGAGUGGACAAAAGCCCCGAGUUUUUGGGAGCACGAGCACGUGAGCUCGAUAAUUAUGUGAAUGUCGUGACGCACAAACCGCAGCUUGUAGCUUUCCACUUGGCGGCUGUGAGCAGUCAAACGCUCAAGGGUUUUGUAGGGUUUAAUUCGGGUUUUGGAGCCAAUGCAGACUACGACCAACAGGAUGUGAAUCUCCGUCCAUCAUCCUCCAUGUUAGCAUCCCAAGCGGUCGUGCAAGCCACAGCAAGUGUCAUGGGAGAUGAUGACGACGACUUUCGCUCCGUUUCGAGUAUAUCCACAGUAUCUUCGAUUAACUCUACAGCGAGUGACUAUCGGUGGUCAGGAACGGGUUUUAUAGGCAGUCAGAGCUUUGCAAGACAUAAUGUACCACAAAUGCAAAUGGGCGGAGGACGCACGUCGUUUGCAAGCAGUCAAGGAUCGUUCGCGGGGUCAAUUGGCCCUGGAUCGUUGGGGGGGUCAAUUGGCCCCGGAUCUUCGAGAGGAAGUUGGUUUCCGGCAUCGUCGACUGUGUCGGACACCAGCGGACGUGCAUCAAUGGCGUCAGUCUCAAGUGGAUCGAUGAUGGCGAUGACGGCACCUGAUGUUAUUUCCCCUGAGCUGGAUAUGCAGCGAGCAAAGAUGGAGGAUCAGCUGGUGCAGAUGGGACUUGUGGGUGUCGGUAUGCCGCCCGAUGGAUCUUGUUUACUACACUGCAUUGUAUAUGAGAUGUAUCCGCUGCAGUGUCUGCGCGACUACCCAGCAAGUAUGACGGUGGUGAAUGUAGGUGCGGCAGACGGUAUGGCGCCACGACGAGUGGCAGCAGCGCAGUUUUUGCGAGUGAAGCUGAUGGAAUACGCGCUGGAACACAUUAAGAGUCUAGCGGGCUUUCUGAUGCAAGACGAAGAAGACGUGCAAGAGCAGUAUACGACCUUCCGAGACACACCAGACGAACAGGCUACGACUGCCGAGUUGUACGCGGUGGCGAGCAUGUUUAACAUUGAGUUGGUGCUGAUUUCUAAUGACGAGAGUUUUCAGAUUGACCCCGUGCUACCAGUAGAAGGUCUUCCGUCAGUGCGUGAAGGCCCGCGGCGUACAGUUACAUUGGGUUACCUGAUCCCGGGCGAUGGACUUGCUGGACACUACAUUUGCACGCGUGAGCGGCGUGCACCAUUUGGCAUACCUCAAAACAGUUUUGCUGGAGGCAGCUACCGUGGGUCUAUCCACAUAGGGCCACCAAAGAAUAUGAGCUGCGGCAUUUCAAAUAACCGGCGCUUCGAUCGAAUCCCGGAGCAGCGGGUUGAAUGA
Peronospora farinosa is the source of this 1584-nucleotide messenger RNA. Lineage: Eukaryota; Oomycota; Peronosporomycetes; Peronosporales; Peronosporaceae. The record is from the annotation of a GenBank genome assembly.